CUUCCUGCUCCGGACGGACAGGAACAGUCAGCUGGUUCCUGAGACUCUCCGGAUCACAACAAGUGAUCUGGUGCACUAAUGUCUAACAGAGGCGUUUAAACAUGAGGAGACCGGGCCGGGACUCCACGACACGGCAGCCAGUUGACGGACUUUAAUGAAGAGUCCGCCGCGUCGUCACCACAACUCAUGAACGGGACAGUUUGAUUGUCCUAGCUCGCUGGCUAACGUUAGCUUUUUUUGUCUGGAGAGUUGCCGACAUGGCCACUGUGUCUCUGCUGCAGAAAUACCGUCGCCCCUCUGUGAAGCAGGGGCAGGACGACGACUCGGACCUGGAGGAGACUCACCUGGUGCUGCGGAGGACGGACGGACUGGAGACUCAGAUCAUCCACAGCGGACACUUCAUGGUGUCGUCGCCUCACAGCGAACACCCGCCGAAGAAAGGCUACGACUUCGACACGGUCAACAAACAAACCUGUCAGACGUAUCACUUCGGGAAGGCGAGCACGUCGCACUUCUCCAUAGACGCUUCUCUCACCAAGCUGUUCGAGUGCAUGACCCUGGCCUACAGUGGUAAGUUGGUUUCUCCCAAGUGGAAGAACUUCAAAGGUCUAAAGCUGCUGUGGAGAGACAAGAUCCGCCUCAACAACGCCAUAUGGAGAGCCUGGUAUAUGCAGUAUGUGGAGAAGAGGGAGAAUCCUGUUUGUCACUUUGUGACUCCCCUGGAUGGAAGUAUGGAACUGGAUGUCCAUCGUCCUGCAGAGGCCAUUGCCACAGAGAAGUGUUGGAAAAGAAGAAUUGAGAUUGUGAUAAGAGAGUAUCACAAGUGGAGGACAUACUUCAAGAAAAGGUUACAGAAGCACAAGGAUGAUGACCUCUCAAGCCUGCUCAAGGGGCCAGAGGAGCAGUUAUCGCUGUUUGGGGAAGUCUCUCCAGACAUGCACCGUGUCUCCUUUUAUCAGGAUGAAGAGACCCUUGCACGCCGCGUGCCACGUAAGCACUUGGACACACCUGCGCCCAUGGAGAUGGACACCCUUUUUGACAUGGAUGUUCUGAUGUCUGAGUUUUCAGACACGUUGUUUUCUACAUUGGCCUCGCACCAGCCCCUAGCCUGGCCCAAUCCAAGGGAGAUCGCCCAUGCAGGGAAUGCAGACAUGAUCCAACCAGGACUGAUCCCCUUACAGCCCAACCUGGACUUCAUGGACUCAUUCGAUCCGCUGCAAGACUUAUUUCACAGCCUCCGUCCACCCGUCUUCCCCUCUGUUUCCCCCACUGCAUCAUCUGUUACCCCUCUAUCCAGCAGCAGUUCUCAGUCACAGGCCCAGUUAAUGUCCUCCAUGCAGCUUGCAACCAACCACAUCUCCCCUCCUGGCCCCCUGCCCCUCCCCUCUCCCAUGGUUGCUCAAACCAGUCGAACAGGUGGUUGUGGUGAUGAUGCAACCUACCUUCAAAACUACAUGCCCCUGUUUUCUGGGCAGGUGGCACCCAGCGAUCAAGCAGUAGUUUCUUCCAUCUCUCAGCAAUUAUCCCAUGAUCGUCUGGCACAGUGCCUACCAGGUCAUGGCAUGGCCUCAGAGGAGCCCAUGGUCCCCUCACCCUUGGACAACACCUCUGUGCUGGAUGAGGCUGGCUCACCCUCUGUGAUCACACACACAACCUCCUCUGUUGUCACACCCAGCAACGGAGCCUCCACCAUCAGCCACGGCUCAGAGUACGGCUCCAUAUCCACACAAGCUUCACCUCCUCCUUCCCAGCUCCAGCCAUUGGCUCCAUUACCUGCCACUCCAGUGCAGCACCCUCAGACUUUUGCCCUGCCUCGCCCCUUUCAGUUAUCCAGUGCCAACAAGGUCCGCUCUGUGCAAAGGAUUGCUCCCGCCAGCACUCUGCCCCCUCCCCACCUCGUCUUCACAGCCCCUUUCUCAGGUCAUGCCAAUGCUGUAAUUGUCACACCAAGCCCUUUGAAAGCAGAUGUGGUCCCUAAUACUGGAGUGGUCCUCACUUCUUCUCAUCUAGGAGGGGCUCCGGGAUUUCACGUUGUGUCUCAGAUGCAGAAGUCUCCCCAACCAAUUGUCCCCAAACAAAAGUCUUGUUCUUCCAGCUGCAAAAAUCAGAAAGCCUCCUCUAGUGUUGUUCACAGUCAGACAGGACCAGGUCAAGGGACAUCGUGUGUGUUAGAUCAAGUUCCGAGUCCCCAGUCACUCAGCAGCAGCACAGGGCUGGUUAAGAACGAACAAAAUCAGAGCCGAAGGACAAUACACACAUCUGCUGAGCAAAAGAGACGAUCAAACAUUAACAUUGGCUUUAAAACACUCUGCAGCCUGGUUCCCACUCUUAAGUUGCAAUCAUAUAUCAGUAAUGCAGUCACAUUGCAGAAGACAGUGGAACAUGUUGGGAAGCUCCAGCAGGAGAGACAGCAGCUGCAGGAGGAGGUCAGGAGACUACGAGAGGAGAUAGAGGAGCUUGACACGUCCAUAAGCCUUUGUCAGGAGCAGCUGCCUGCGACAGGAGUGCCAGUCAAGCGGCAUCAACUGAGCCACAUGCAGGAAAAGUUCAAUGAAUAUGUGAAGAGCCGCACUCUUCAAAACUGGAAGUUCUGGAUCUUCAGCAUCAUUAUCAAGCCUCUCUUUGAGUCAUUCAAUGAGAUGGUAUCAACCACAAGCAGAGCAGAGCUGUAUCAGACCACACUGCAAUGGCUUGAUCGUCACUGUUUGCUUCCGGCUCUCAGACCAAUGGUGCUGAAUACCCUUCGCCAUCUGAGCAAAACAACGUCCAUCCUCAGUGAUCCGUCCCUGUUGCCUGAAGAAGCCAUGCAGGCGGUUACACAAACAGAUGUGUAGCUUUCUCUCAGAGGAGGUGAGGCGACCUAAAAUCCACCUGAACUGUUUCAACAGCAGUCACCAAAGUGGCUCGUCACUACUCUGCCUUAAAGCCACUCAGGAGCGAGGCCGCCACGUCUUCCGCAGAUCCACGACCUCCCUCAAAAAUAAACGAAACGAUAAAACGUGAGCUAGGUCGCGGCACGUGGGAUUUGUUUCUACGUUUGUUCUGUUGUACAUUGAUUCUUGGGAAUGACGCACACAGGGAGUCGUACUUUCAACGUCACGUUCAUAACAACUGUGGCUUUUAUUAUACUGCAUUUGAAAGAUGGCAUCAACAGCUUCUUUCACUUACUUAAGCUGAAGAUCUUCUAAAUACUUUGACGGAAGAUGGUACUUGUGGUGUUGCUUUUUGAUUAUUUUAUUAUGUGCAGACAAAGCAUUGUACUGAAAAGGGAAAUAUUGAGUGAUUCAUUUCGUGCUCUCUCUCAGAUCUUUAGAAGGUAUGUGGAUAUGAUAUGGGAUGUGUUCCUAUAGUUAUUCAACAGCGUGGUUUUUCUUACUGAGUUCACGUUCCGAUUUUGUAAUGCACUGUUGGUUACAAACUCUUACAACGGGGGCGAGACAAUUCCAUUUGUCGACGCUGCAUCUGUCAUACUAUUAGAUGGAGAAUUUGACAGACACGCAUUUGACACACAAAAAAAUCCAGGUGCGGCGGAGAAAGCCGAUAGCAGAGGUUUAAGCAACAUGAGUGCGAGGAGAAGAGCUGAAGCUGACGCACAUGAAAUCUGAGUGCACCCGCACAGUUCGAGCACAAGCAGGAGCAAUAUAAGCAAGUGUGCAGGUUUUAAGUAAAGGCAUAAACAUAUGUGAAGCUGAAAUCAAUACGUCCUGCUCUCAAACCGAAGGCCUCGCUGUUUAGUAAAGACAAGGGGAAAAAAAAUGAAGUGUGCUUUUUUUCACAAUGGGAAGAGAUAAACGUGUUUUUUUAGGAACAAUUGGUUAUAUAGUUUUUUCCACAACAUUGCCUAAAACAUCAACAAGCUGAUUUCUCUUUGGCUUCUCUAUACCUAAUCAAUACCGUAGAGAUGAGAUCAUGUACUCAGGUGAAAGUUGUGCUGCCAGUUAACAGUCCUUCAUACUUUGCUUGCUCUGCCCAUAUCGAGUGAGACAAAGCAGUCACUUUGAAAACAAGGCGUUUCUACUGGGCAGGUCACAGCAUAAUGGAGCAAUAUUACUUAUAGCCCUCAUAGGGAGCAUACAUGACAUAGCAGUACUGGCUAUAAAUAGACCAUUGAAAUGUUGAGUGUUACCAGAUCUUAUCUGAACGCACAGUAGCUGUGUUUCGUUUCCUUUGUUGGUCACUCAGGGCUGCGCUGCGCUGGGCGUAUUUAUUUUCCAUUCAGAGAUCAUCAAAUCAGAAUCAUUCUCGGCAUUAAGACACAUAUUUCUGUCAGGGUACAGAUAUGACAUUUUUUUGUCUAUGUAGCUACACUCAUUUCUAAUGUCUGUGUUUACAGCGGACACAGGAUAAAAAAGACCAUGUAAAGAUUCAGCACACUUAAAAACCAAAAGCCAUAUCAAAGCAUUGUUGCCUUUUGUCGCAUUACUGACAUCCUGUAGAUAAAGCACUUUGCUCUCUUGAGAAUCAGAUUGAGUCAGCGUAUGUGACAUUACCAACCUUUAGUAAGGCUUUUCUCAGAGUGCCAUUUCCCUGUGAUCUCCUCAAGGCAGACGUAGACUUUCUGACUUAUCUAUUUCUUUUUCCGCAGAACAACUUAGUUUUCAUUCGAGCUUCACAGUAGCAGAAGGCGCCGCUUUUAUCGGACGAAUUUGCAGCUUUUUAUUUUUUCCCUCUUUUAUUGCGGAUACUGGGUGUCUUCUAAGCGGUGGUUUUCCUUCUGAUAAACAUAAAAGUCAUUUACCGGCUGUUGUAGAGGCCGCUCAGUUUACAGUCACACCGAGGAGGCAAUCAUCACAGUUCAACAGUGCAGCCUGUUUACAGUGUUGUCAUUCGAAUCAUAAGAGGUCAUAUUCACCACAAUUAUUUAUUACUACUGUAAGAAAACACAAUGCACCUCUGAAUGCAGCUAUGCUUGUCAUGUUUGAAGAUUAGUUUUCUCACUUUUUUGUGAUUGUUUUUCAAACAUGUUCCACUGCAGCUUGACAUUUGUCUUGUGAUUCUUUUUUUUUUAAAUUUCAAAUCAUUCGAUUAUUUUAAAAUCUUUGUCAUACCAGGUUGGAUUUCUAAUGUUUGUUUGCUGUUUCUCUUUUGGUGGUUUUUGUAACAUAUGAUUUACAGAGAGUGUAUCACUGCAUAAGCAGUACAAUUAUUUUCUUAUCCUGCAUAUUAUGCGUUUUCUUUCCCCCAUAGUUCCCAAACAGCUUUUCAAAAUGCCUUAAAUAAUUCUGAGUCACAAUAAAAGCAACAAGAAACCACAA
This is a messenger RNA of Paralichthys olivaceus (Japanese flounder), 5255 nucleotides long. It is a transcript of the gene mlxip, whose product is annotated as MLX interacting protein. Gene Ontology annotation, cellular component: RNA polymerase II transcription regulator complex. Gene Ontology annotation, biological process: positive regulation of transcription by RNA polymerase II. The record is from RefSeq and is a predicted model, not a curated record. Gene Ontology annotation, molecular function: protein dimerization activity; DNA-binding transcription factor activity. Lineage: Eukaryota; Metazoa; Chordata; Actinopteri; Pleuronectiformes; Paralichthyidae.